GCAAGUGGUGCCUUAUGGGUCUUGCUCUCUUUCACAUAGGUUUUGUUACUCGCCAGGCCUUUGAGGACCCCAGUACGCCCCUCGCUCAGACGAUUGGAGAUGACCAGUGGGAAGAGGCAGAGACUUGCCUAAGGUCUCUGGUGUCUGGAGCCCAUACAGUCGACGGCACUCUUGUUCCACCACUGCUAGAACAGCUUACAAGUAUCUACAUCAAUGGGGCAGUGACAGAAGAAAGUUACAUCAUACUCACUCGCCUGCUGAAUGAAUAUCUGUCUAAUGAAGCUAUCCAGAAUAUUUCAAGUCGUGUCUCAGCUCUCACCCAUUACUCAGUACCACGAUCCACGUCAAUGGAGGACCAUACAGCACAGAUGGAAUACAUUUAUUUAGCUCAAAAUGUGUCACUCACCCAUGGUGCCCCAACACUUAUAUUUGAGAAUCAGAGGAAAGAGGCUGAGAGCAUUAUCAUAGCUCUGAGACGAAUGGACAAAGCCAUCAAGUCAGAGAUAGCAACAGAGACAGAUUACUGGAUUAAGAUGUUCACUCCAAAGCCCAAAAAGGAAAGCAGUGCCACAUUAGCCCAGACUUCUUUACAGCUCAUCCUCAGGCAAGAGUUUGAACAAUAUUUGAAGACAUCAGAAUCUGUUUUCUCGAAAAUGAAGCAGACAGAUGACAUAGAAUCUGUGUCUGAAAUUCUUGAAUCCCCAGAUCUUAAUCUUAUCCAGAACCAACAAGAUGCUGACGAGUGCGACGUCGAGACGUUGCUUUGCAGAAUGCUUUGGCGUGGGCACUAUCUUAGAGGAAUAGUCAACCAGCCUAGUCCCAUCAGAAGCAUCCGACUGGGCCUCCUACAGGAACCUGCAGCAGCUUGGGCAGCAUUUAUCCGUAACAACUUCGGAGAAGUGCGCGCCCCAGGAAUGGAGGUGGCAGUCGUUACCCAAGCACUUUGGGAUAGUCUUGGCUUCAAAGCUGAGGGAGACAGUCGAGUGAUCGACGAAGAGGACGAAAUCACGACUCUCGUUCUCGAGAAGCUUGCUCUGGGUGGUGCCUCGUGGGAUGCGGAUGCUGAGGUCAUCAUCCCAGAGGACCUGGCCGCUGCCACGCCAUUCUUCACGGUGCUGAACUUCACCAUCAUGCAGUUCACAAGCAAUGUGAAAAAAGAACUCAAGAAGAUUGGAGAAGCCUAUUGUACUCCAGUGUACGUUGGCUGCGGGAUGGAUACGCCCCUGUUCUGGCUGCAUCUGCCCCUCAGCCCCGCCAUCUCCUGCAAGGACUGCCACCUGAGGGGAGUUCGAGUCAUCGCCACGUAAUGAGGGGAGAGAGAGGAAGAAGGUGGGGAAGCAAAAGGCGGAAAAUGAGGAAGCUAGAUCAUGGGAAUGAAUGACAGAGAUAAAAAAAGGAAAAAGAGGAAGCAAAGAAUAAAAGAGAGAGAAGAAAGCAAUGGAGGGAAUAGAAAAGAAUAGGGAAUAGAGACGAGGAGAAUAGUGGAAAGAGAGAAAGAAUGGGAUAGAAAAGUGUAUGAAAGCGGGACGAAAUGAAAUAGGGGAGAGAGGAUCCUCGAAAGGAAAUAAUACCUAUAUAGGUCCAAACAAUAGUAACAUUCAAAGGAUUAUUUUUGUAUGAUUUGAUUUGUUAUAGAUAAUAUAUAUAUGUUUUU
Messenger RNA from Penaeus chinensis, 1654 nucleotides. RefSeq lists its product as uncharacterized. The transcript has 2 exons. Lineage: Eukaryota; Metazoa; Arthropoda; Malacostraca; Decapoda; Penaeidae. The coding region runs from base 15 to 1307 and encodes 430 amino acids. The record is from RefSeq and is a predicted model, not a curated record.